UGCAGGCAAAUACGUGUGUGUGUGUGCUAACCAUUUUACACCAAACUGCUUCGUAAACGUGGGUCAGUACAAUGCAGGAUUUGCAUCAAAGCUGUUAAUCAAGGAUGGAUCAAUACCAACUCUGCAUGAUCCCACCACUUCAUAUCUGAGAAGCACGAGUUGUAAACUCAGCCCUCUUCUGGAAAGGGGACGGGGAACAUCAGCUCGUUUGCAUUUAAAAAAACACACACGAAAACUUCAUGUUUAUUUAAUUUUACCCAAAAGGGGCAUUUACGGCAAAACGGAACAAAAUAUCGAUGAGUCAUCCAGCACUACACGGGUUCUUGUCCAAUCAGAUGCUCUCUAGAAUGAGAAUGUCCCUCCCACUAAAUGAUCUCUCUUCUCUGCUCUAAUCAUGGUUCGUCGGUGUGUAUUUGGCUGUUCUAACGCACGUACUUUAUUUUGUUUCCCAACCACAAACUGGUUACGAAAAAAGUGGCUGGAAUUUAUACAUUUUGAAGAAGGGGCUAUUUGCGCCAGCUCGCGGCUUUGUGACAGGCACUUCUCUGACGAAUCCUUCACCAAUUUGGGGAUGGUUACUGCUGGGAUAACGUGCUACCUUACAUUAGCAAACACGGCCGUUCCCACUCUGUACACUGUAGGCGCUUCCCCUCCCGCACGAGUAAGUAUUGCUUUCUUCAGAAGCUUCUUAGACGUUGCAUUUCUUUCAUCAAAAUGUAAUCACUAAGCUCUUCGCCUUGGAAACAACCUUUCAUGUAUGCUAUGCUGAGUGACGUAGCGGCGUCAUGACGCAGGAAUCAUUUGAACCGGAUCUUUCGAUCCGAUUCUUUAAAAUGAACAGUCAAAUAAGAACCAGUUCGCGUCACGGAAAAGAGUCGGAUCGCCAAACACUGAACGAGCAUAGCAAGCGACGGACAGAUAUGGUGAAAAGGUGCGUUUUGGGUUGUUAUCCGCACAAAACCUUGUUCCCUUUCCCCAAGCUGCCGUGGUUGCGAGCCCGCUGGCUUGAAUUUUUGCAUUUUGAGGAAGGAGGAAUAUCGGAGAGCUCGCGGUUGUGUGCGAAGCAUUUCGCCCCAGAAUGCUUCACAAAUUUACAGCAGUACGACAUGGGCUUCACUGACUUUCUUAGCUUGAUAGAUAUGGCUGUUCCGACAAUAUACACCGUUGGUCCAGCACCGAGUGUGAAGCCAAUAACACGCGAGAUAGGCUGCCAGUGUAAUGCUCUGAUUCUGAAGAGCGUUGCGGUCCAAGCAGUACGCACCCAAAAAAAGCCAAAACGGAGAAGUAAAGCCAUUCAAGUGAGACCUCUUUUGAGUCAUUGUGCUAGUGUGUCCUGCUCCGAUGAGGAUUUUCCCGUCAAAUCUGAAUCUUCAUUUACAUUAACACCAAUUAAAAGGCCACGCAUGGAGGAUUCCCCUGAGAGGUCUACACACAGCUCAGAAGAACCAACAGAUGACACCCACGUGCCUAAUAUAAUUAAAGAAGAUGACAUAAAAUCGGAGCAAAAAUCAGAAUUGAGCACUAAGGCUCGCAGUGUGACUGAGCCUUGGUGUCCACAGCAAAUGUUCUUGGAUGCCACUUUAAAUGUUCAAGCUCUUUAAACAUAGAUUCUGACAUUCUGUUGUACAUUUUACAUUUAUGUGGUUUUACAGUUAAGAAAUAUUCUGAGUGACUGCAACAAUAUCAUUAUUUUUAUAGUUAUGGCAUGG
Molecule: messenger RNA, 1709 nt
Organism: Sinocyclocheilus anshuiensis
Lineage: Eukaryota; Metazoa; Chordata; Actinopteri; Cypriniformes; Cyprinidae
Product: THAP domain-containing protein 10-like
Exons: 4
Coding region: 786-1601 (271 amino acids)
Biological process (GO): regulation of transcription by RNA polymerase II
Cellular component (GO): nucleus
Molecular function (GO): DNA-binding transcription factor activity; RNA polymerase II cis-regulatory region sequence-specific DNA binding
Source: RefSeq, a predicted model, not a curated record